AUGCCCUCGCGCGCACCCUUGAUCUCCGUAAUCGGGGCGACAGGUACCGGUAAAUCGCAGCUAGCCGUCGAGCUCGCGCUCGCGCUCAACGGCGAAGUGAUCAACGCGGACGCGAUGCAGCUGUACCGGGGGCUACCGAUCAUCACCAACAAGGUCACCUCCGCGGAGCGCAAGGGCGUGCCGCACUACCUCCUGGGCUUCCUCGAUACGCGCGAAGUCUGGCAGGUCGGGAGGUUCGUGCGCGAAGCCGCAAAAAUCAUCGACGACAUCCGCGCCCGUGGCCGGCUCCCUAUCCUCGUCGGCGGAUCACACUAUUACGUCCAGUCGCUGCUGUUUCCGCAUGAUGUCGAGGAACGGAAAGAGGGCGAUGAGUUUCAGCUGCCCGAUGUGGUGGAGGGGCUGGCGGAGAAGUUUCCCAUCCUUGACGCGCCCACGCCAGAACUCUACGCCGCCCUGCGCGCCGUGGACCCGCUGAUGGCCUCGCGGUGGCACCCGAACGACCGGCGCAAGAUCCGGCGAUCACUCGAGAUCUACUACUCGAGCGGGUGCCGCACGACCGCGAGCUCGGUGUACGCCGCGCAGCGCGCCAGCAAAAACCCCACCUCCACCUCCACCUCCACCGAGCCCGCCCGGUCGUCGGGCUACAACAACCUGAUCUUCUGGGUGCACGCGUCGACGGACGUGCUGCGGGCGCGGCUGGACGGGCGGGUGGACAACAUGCUGCGCGCGGGGAUGUGGGCGGAGAUCGAGGCGAUGGGCGCGCAGUACGACUCUCUCGGGGGGUCGCGCAGCGUCGACCUCAACACGGGGAUCUGGCAGAGCAUUGGGUUUAAAGAGUUUCUGCCGUACCUGGAGCUGCGGCAGAGCAAGAGCAAAAGCGGGAGCGAGAGCGGCGUGGCGCCGCAGCAGGAGGACGACGAUGAUGCGGAAAGGGCGCGCACCAAUGCGAUAGACGAGAUGAAAACUGCUACCAGGCAGUAUGCGCGCUCGCAGGUUAGAUGGAUCAGGAUUAAGUUUGUCAAUGCGCUCAAGGCGGCUGGCGGAAAGGGGGUUAUGUUCCUCCUCGACUCGUCGGAUGCCGAGAGGUACGGCGAGGUCGUGAUUAUGCCCGCCGUCGGGAUCACGAGGGAUUUCCUCGCCGAUAACCCACUCCCAGACCCACUGAGCCUCUCGCCCCUGGCAAGAGAGAAUCUGGCCCCCAAGAGGAACUUUGAUAUCUCCCAGCGACCAGAUCUGUGGAUGCAGCGCACGUGCGAGAUUUGUAACGUCAUCAGCACUAACGAGCCCGAGUGGGAAACGCACAUGAAGAGCUCGAAACAUAAGAAGAGGGUCGCGAGCGUGCAGAAGAAGAAGGAGGUUGAUGAGUUUUUGAGGAGGAGGAGGAGGGAGGCUAAGGAAGCGGAAGAGAGGGAGAAGGAGAUCAAGGAAGCUGAAGAGAAGGAGAGCAAGGAAGCCGAGGAGAAGGAGAGCAAGACAGAAGAAGUUAUGGGGAAGGAGAUUGUGGAAGUCGAUGAGAAGGGGCCUAGCAAGACAGAAGAAGCAACGGGGAAGGAGAGCGUGGAGGUGUUGGAACAGGACUCUCAAAUCCCCAUUCAAUACUAA
Molecule: messenger RNA, 1602 nt
Organism: Tricharina praecox
Lineage: Eukaryota; Fungi; Ascomycota; Pezizomycetes; Pezizales; Pyronemataceae
Product: IPP transferase-domain-containing protein
Exons: 4
Coding region: 1-1602 (533 amino acids)
Biological process (GO): tRNA modification
Cellular component (GO): mitochondrion
Molecular function (GO): nucleic acid binding; tRNA dimethylallyltransferase activity; ATP binding
Source: RefSeq, a predicted model, not a curated record